AUGAACAACCCAACCGAGUCUUUGAACAAGAAGAAGCGUGCCAAUCCGCAGGCUUCAGACGCUGCUGAUGAGGCCGUUGAAGGUGGUUCUGGUGAUGGUGCCGCCGCCGCUGCUUCCAAUGGCGCGUCUUCAGCUUCGUCAUCAAACUUUCGCAAUGUCAGCGCGUGCAAUCGGUGUCGUCUGAGAAAGAACCGCUGUGAUCAGAAAUUACCAGCAUGUACGAGUUGCGAAAAGGCCAAUGUCAAAUGCGUCGGCUUUGAUCCCGUCAGCAAACGGGAAAUACCCAGGAGUCGAGUGCAGCAUCUGGAAUCUUUGCUUCAAGCCAACAACAUUCCUUAUGCUCCGACGGAUGAUUUUAGCAUGAGCGUGGCGACGCCUACCUCUCCUACGAUGCCAUCUACAGGCGAAGCAACGGUAGUUGGGGCGCAGAAGUAUACUGACAGUGGUGCUGGUUCUGUCUCUGCCGUUUCCAACGAACAGACCGAGCAGAAGCAGCUCUCUAACCUGGUUCACAAUAUCGGAAACGUUUCAGUAUUAGGAGCCUCAGAUUCUAGGUACCUAGGUUCUACUUCUGGGAUCUCCUUCGCUAGAGUUGUCUUUGCCGCAGUCAAGAGCUCAGUGUCUGGAUCGACAUCAGAACGUGGCGGCGUUCGGCCUUCGAAGCCACUCACGAGUGCAGCUACGGGAGGAACUACCAUGAGAGAUUCAUUCUUUGGACUGCAGACGAAACCCGCCAUCAAACCGGCAACCUUCCCUGAUAAGGACAUCGGACGACGAUUGAUGGAGCUAUAUUUUGAGCACUCUAACCCCCAAAUACCUAUUUUACAUCGUGGAGAGUUCAUGGCACUAUUUGACAAAGUGUAUGCCACUGAGGAGAGGAAAAGGACACCGCGGGAGCUUUACAUGCUCAAUAUAGUCUUUGCUACAGGUGCUGGAGUCAUCCUGGAAGCCUCUGACAAGAACAACGAUGCAGAAAAUGCCGCCGAUGGCAAGUCUGGACAGAGUCGCAAGAGGCAAAAACUCUCUAACGAGCAAUCUCGACCGGAAGAGUACCACGCUUCGGCGAUCGUACAUCUGGAGUCAUUCCUUGGAUCGUCUUCUUCUGCGACAGAGGGCAUUGGCGGCGGUCUUGAAGAAUUGCAGGCUGUCCUCCUCCUGGCAGGAUUUGCGCUACUCCGUCCUGUCGCACCAGGCCUCUGGUAUAUUGUAGGCGUAGCUGUUCGCCUUGCUGUAGAUCUUGGCCUUCACAACGAGGAUCCAGAGGCUGCGACGGAGAUCAACGCCGAGCAAGGGCAGAACGAGAUGACAAGUGCUGCUAGAGAAGAGUUCGGAAGACGACAAUACAUUCGGGACUUCCGAAGAAGGCUAUGGUGGUGUGUGUACUCUUUCGACCGCCUGGUUUCCACUUGCGUUGGCAGGCCUUUCGGUAUCACAGACCAGGUGAUCACUACUGAGUUCCCGACCUUGCUCGAUGACAAGUACAUCACACCAAGUGGUUUCUUGACUCCGCCACAGAACGAGUAUGGCAGCAUACCGAGUUAUAAACACGUCUCGUACCACUACUUCCGGCUUCGAUUGCUGCAGUCAGAAGUAUUGCAAGUAUUGCAGCACCGCCAGACUCAGCAAUUCAGAGAAAGAGGCACCGUCAAUGGAGGCAAUCGAUGGAUGCACACAGAUCUUCCUUCGCCAUUCUUGUCGAGAUAUUCAAGCUUUAGGGAAUGGCGAGGCGACAUCGACCGCAGGCUGUACGAGUGGAUCGAAUCAUCGCCUACGCAGACGAUGACUGGAGUUGCGUUCUCGCCACUAUUCUUGGAACUCAACUAUUGGCUCACAGUGACCAUGCUCUACCGCCAAUCUCUAUCAGUACCUCCAUCAUUGGCUGGGGAACUAGAUGCGUCUACAGGCGAUGAUGUUACCAGCCCGGGUCACGUCGACUAUGAGGAAGAAGAUGAGGAGAUGGUAUUCUUGAAGGUGGCCGAAGCCGGUCAGAAGACACUGAAGAUCUACCGCCAACUACAUCGUGUAAGACUGGUCAACCACACUUUCUUGGCUACACACCACUUGUUCAUGUCUGGUAUAUCUUUCUUGUAUGCCAUCUGGCAUUCGACGGUUGUAAGGUCCAAACUUACACUGGAUGAUGUCGACUUCACUAUCUUGGCAGCAACAUCUGUGCUUGGAGACAUGAUCGAAAAGUGUCCUCCUGCUGAAGCAUGUCGUGAUGCUUUUGAUCGCAUGAGUAAAGCAACCAUUGCAAUGGUGGAGCAAACUACAGGAUUCGGGUCGCAAGCGCUACGGUAUAUUGCACAGACGCAANAAGUACAACAACAUGCGGACGCAUCUACUGCAGGAGAGCACAACGUCAGGAAGGUCAACCACGGCACAGCUAUGAUGGCUCCUAAUCAAGGCAGGCCUCACCCUCAACAACCACAGCAGCAACCGCAACAGGUCAGACGACCUAUGCCACGAUUUGACAUGAAUUUGCGAGAUCUCUUUACAGAUGACGAGUCGACCAAUCGUCCGUCAGCGCAAAGAAGAGCACCCUUCCCAAUGGCGCGGCCACCAAAUCCAGCAGUCAAGCGAGAAGGAGGACCAGCUUACCCAGGCACGCCUACGGGACCUGCAUAUCAGCAGAAUCAGAUCUCUCCUCGCCUAUAUGCACCGAGUCCGCCAAUAGAUCCGUCAUUACAAUCGACACCGCCACCAAUAGCGAGACAAUCACCCAGUCAGCAUCAUUACUACCCUCGCGGAGGGCAAAACUAUCUGGCACCUGGGACGCAAGGGAUGCCAGGUCAAGUCGAGGGAUUUGAAUUCCUGCAAGACUUCCAGCUACCCGACCAAGGGGGAGGCUUGGGUCAAGCAGGACAGGCGCCAGGUAACUAUGGAGAGUUUGAUAUGGGCUUUGGCGCAGGAGGACUUGCUUUCGACGGCGGCGGUCAGCCAUGGGAUGAACAUGGAGGCUUCGACCUGUUUGACGGAUUCUUCUUCGGUGGAACCAAUGGAGGUGGACAGAGAUAA
This is a messenger RNA of Aureobasidium musti, 3015 nucleotides long. Lineage: Eukaryota; Fungi; Ascomycota; Dothideomycetes; Dothideales; Saccotheciaceae. The record is from the annotation of a GenBank genome assembly.